Messenger RNA from Geodia barretti, 510 nucleotides. NCBI's taxonomy places the organism in Eukaryota, Metazoa, Porifera, Demospongiae, Tetractinellida, Geodiidae. The record is from the annotation of a GenBank genome assembly.
AUGCUUUCGAAAUCCGCCGCACGGGCGUUCUUUCUGGUCGGCACCAUUGGGUUUUCGGUCAUCUUUCUGCUGCUGACGUUCGACACCAUCCGCCGCGUGCCGGAGCAGACCAACGCCGACAACCUGACGCCGCAGGCGAUCGCCGGCAAGCACCUGUGGGACAGGAACAACUGCAUGGGCUGCCACACCAUCCUGGGCGAGGGUGCCUACUACGCGCCGGAACUGACCAAGGUGUACGAACGGCGCGGGCCGGAGUUCAUCAAGGCCAUGCUGCGCGAUCCGGAGGCCAUGUAUCCCGGCCAGCGGCGCAUGGUGAAGUACGACUUCACGGACGAGGAAAUGGAGGCCAUGGUCGCCUUCCUCAAGUGGAUCGGCGAGAUGGACCUCAAUGGCUUCCCGCCCGAAGCCCACCCUGCUGCCGGUGACGGUGCCGACGGUGGGGCCGGAGGUCGUUGCCGCGGUUUCGCCCCCGCCCAAGGUGUUCAACCAAAUUUGCAUCGCCUGCCAUAG